AUGCCCAAGAAGAGGCGGACCUGGCCUGUAGGCAGUGCAGGCACAGCGCCCCCUGGAGAGCACGUGCUGGGAACGUGUUACCUGGAGGAACCAGCUCUUCACUGCGUGGGAGUGGAAGAGCACCAUGCCUUCGACAUCGAUCUGUACCACUGUCCCAACUGUGCCCUGCUCCAUGGCGCCUCCUUGAUGAAAACGCGGAGGAACUGGCAUCGACAUGACUGCACAGAGGCUGAUGACGGCUCCAAGCCGGUGCAGGCGGGGACCAGGGCCUUCGUGAAGGAGCUGCGGGCGCGCGUCUUCCCGAGCGCUGACGACGUGAUUGUGAAGAUGCAUGGUGGCCAGCUGACACACAGAUACCUGGAGAAGCAUGGAUUCGACGUCCCCAUCAUGGUCCCCAAAUUAGAUGACCUGGGGCUCAGGCUCCCACCACCGACUUUUUCUGUGGUGGACGUGGAACGUUACGUAGGUGGUGACAAAGUGAUUGAUGUCAUUGACGUGGCAAGGCAGGCGGACAGCAAAAUGACACUGCACAACUACGUCAAAUACUUCACAAAUCCUAACAGGCCCAAAGUGUUGAAUGUUAUCAGCCUUGAGUUUUCAGAUACCAAGAUGUCUGAGCUGGUGGAGGUCCCCGAUAUAGCCAGAAAACUUUCCUGGGUGGAGAAUUACUGGCCCGAUGACUCAGUCUUCCCCAAGCCCUUCGUGCAGAAGUACUGCUUAAUGGGUGUUGAGGACAGCUACACAGACUUCCACAUUGAUUUUGGGGGCACUUCAGUCUGGUACCAUGUCCUCUGGGGUGAGAAGAUUUUUUACUUAAUAAAACCAACAGAUGAGAACUUGGCCCUCUAUGAAUCUUGGAGCUCCUCUGUGACCCAGAGUGAGGUGUUCUUCGGAGAGAAGGUGGACAGUUGCUACAAGUGUGUGGUGAAGCAGGGACACACCUUAUUUGUUCCCACAGGGUGGAUCCACGCUGUGCUCACCUCUCAGGACUGCAUGGCGUUUGGGGGCAACUUCCUGCACAACCUCAACAUCGGCAUGCAGCUCAGGUGUUAUGAGAUGGAGAAAAGGCUAAAAACACCAGAUCUUUUCAAAUUUCCUUUCUUUGAAGCCAUAUGUUGGUUCGUAGCCAAAAACUUGCUGGAAACCCUGAAGGAGCUGAGAGAAGACGGUUUCCAGCCUCAGACCUACCUGGUGCGGGGCGUGAAAGCGCUGCACACUGCUUUAAAACUGUGGAUGAAGAAAGAACUUGUAUCCGAACAUGCCUUUGAAAUUCCAGACAACGUUAGACCUGGACAUCUUAUUAAAGAACUUUCUAAAGUAAUUCGAGCAAUAGAGGAGGAACACAGCAGACCAGUUAAAUCUCAGGGAAUUCCUACUGUGUGUCCGCUUUCUCGCCCCUCAAACGAAGCGGCCUCCCCAUACCACUCCCGACGGAAGAUGCGGAGGCUCCGCGAUCACACCGUGCGGACUCCUUCCAACCUGGACAUCUUGGAGCUGCACACGAGGGAGGUCCUCAGACGGCUGGAGAUGUGUCCCUGGGAGGAGGUUGUCUUGAGCCCUAAGCUGAAUGGGAAGUUCAACAAACACCUACAGCCGUCUUCCACGGUUCCUGACGGGAGAGCGAAAGAUAAUGACCUCCGAUUACUGCUGACCAACGGGAGGAUAGUCAAAGAUGAGAGACAGCCCUUCUCAGACUCGAGCCUUUAUACGGCGGACAGUGAGAGUGAGGAGGACAGAAGGAGGACGCGGAAGAUGAAAGUGAAGCUCGAAGAGCCUUCGGGACUGCCUGGGGUGGAGAGAGAAGAAUCCCAGACAUCGCUCAACAGAUUUCUUACAGGUGUGAAGUCAGAACUCAGGAACGGACCAUCAGAAUAUUCUGAUAUUUCUGAUUCGGAAGACUCUGGCCCCGACUGCACUGCACUGAAAAAUCAUUUUACCACUGAAGAGUCUGAAAGUUCAGGUGAUGAGAAGAAACAAGAAAUAACAUCCAACUUUAAGGAGAAAUCGAAUACCAUGAAGAGCUUCCUUCAGAAGACCCAGGAGCUGUCUAGAAGUGAGAUUCCUGUGAAAAGGGAAUGUCCUACCUCGACCAGCACCGAGGAAGAAGCCAUCCAGGGCAUGCUAUCCAUGGCGGGGCUGCGCUACUCGCCCUGCCCGCAGAGGCCACUGGGCACCGUGGAUGGCGGUAGCCCAGACCCCAAAGCCAUCCGGGAUGCUGGCAGCUGCCCCAGCAGUGACCAUGAGGCCAGGCCGUUGUGCCGGCCCGACAGACCCACGGCGGGCGGAUUCCACAUCAAGACCAGUGAUCAUGAUUUGAGGGCUUCUUCCUGGAUUAAACAAUUUGACACAACUUCCAGAUUGAAUCCUCAGGACCUGAAUAGAGGCCACAGGGUCCUCAAGAAGGAAGGUCCUUCAGAGCUCCCCCAGAAAGGACAGAGCAGGAGCCAUGUGGACAGCAGCGGGCUGGGCCUUCCAACCGGGAAGUGCAUGCAGAGCGCUGGCGUGGCCCCGGGCCCUUGCCAGGUCAGCAGUGGCAGCCUUAGCCCAGAGCAACCAGCCGGGGACUCAUCGUUCUCGUUGCCCCUCCACCCCACCAAGAGACCUGCAUCCAACCCUCCGCCCAUCAGCAACCAGGCGACAAAAGGGAAGCGUCCCAAAAAAGGCAUGGCGACUGCCAAGCAGCGUCUCGGGAAGAUCCUGAAGUUGAACAGAAAUGGCCAUGCACGUUUCUUUGUGUGA
This is a messenger RNA of Elephantulus edwardii (Cape elephant shrew), 2739 nucleotides long. RefSeq names its product lysine (K)-specific demethylase 7A (gene KDM7A). The transcript has 20 exons. Gene Ontology annotation, biological process: regulation of transcription by RNA polymerase II; protein demethylation. The coding region runs from base 1 to 2739 and encodes 912 amino acids. Gene Ontology annotation, molecular function: transcription coregulator activity; histone demethylase activity. Lineage: Eukaryota; Metazoa; Chordata; Mammalia; Macroscelidea; Macroscelididae. The record is from RefSeq and is a predicted model, not a curated record.